UCCUUGCCUUUAUAGAUUGCCUAUUUUAAUUAAAUUUUUGACGAUUCGUUUGGUUUUUGCUUCUUAAUCGAUGUAAUUGAAUCAAAAGUUGAUUACAUGUCUACCACUUUUCGGUAGUCUGCAACUAAAUCAGUGACGUCCAAGUGCGAGGUCACCGCAGUGCAUUCGGGCGUUGGGAUGUUCGGUUUCGUCUGUGUUUUCUAUGUUUCGUUAUUAUGUGAUGUGAAAUUGUCUUGUGUUUUCAUGAUCUCCGUAUCAUGACAAUAAGCAUGUGUGAUUCCGGAAGAAAUCCACAAACCAUGGCGCAGGAGAACGAUGAUAUAAACUUAACCCCUCAGGAACUGCAGGUGCUCUCGGAACUUGACAGUCGACUCUUUGGAUUUCUAAAACUGAAUGCGACAGAACAUGCCAAAACAAAAGCUUUGGUAUUGAAGGCCAUUAAGUACUUGCAAAGAAUGCUAGUUCAAGCACAGAAUCAAAAAAUGCAGUCUGAAUUCAAGAAGCCACCUUUACCUAAAAGAAAAAAGAAAAUUAAGAAAAGUGUCAAGACUUCGGAGGAGAAAGUUUCUCCUUCUGAUGAAUCAAAAGAAAAAUCAGGUGAUUGUGAUUCUGAGAAAAAUAAUGCGAGUACAAGUUCUGAUUCUAAAGGUAAAAGUGAAUUGUCUGAAUCUAAAGACAAGCCUUCAAAUCUAGAAGAGCAGAGCGAAGGUUCAUCUAAAAGUAAAGACGGAGAUAAUUCUGAAAAGCUAGAUCUUGCUGUUGUUAAAAUUGAAAAUGACAGUGACUGUGCCAUGGAUGUGUCUUGUGAAGAGGGGGACACGAAAAGUGAUCCAAGUUGUACAGAAAAUGAAGGGAAAUGUGACAAUUCCACCUCAGAUAUUUCUGCAGCCCCUAUACCGUCCGAAACUAGUGACAUUACUGACUGUAAAGUGAAAGAGGAACAGGGGGAAGCAUCAGUUUCAAAAAAGGAAAGUGAAAGAACUGUUGGGGACCAAGUUGUUGAAGAGAGUGAUUGUGGUGCUGACAACAAUGACGACGAUGAUGGUGAGGAGGAGGAGGAAGAAGAUGAUGAUGAUGAUGAAGAUGACGAAGAUUUGAAAAGAUUAAGUGAAAGUGACAAAGAUAUUAAUAUUGACCCUAAAACAUACUGCAAGCUUGGCCAUUUUCAUUUGCUACUUGAAGACUAUCCCAAAGCUCUGUCGGCUUAUCAGCGCUUUUUCUUCUUGAAAUCCGAUCAUUGGAAGGACCCAACCUUCUUGUACGGCCUUGGUCUGGUGUACUUCCACUUCAAUUCAUUCCAAUGGGCUGUGCGGGCGUUUCAACAAGUGCUGUACGUCGACCCGGUCUUCCAGCGAGCGAACGAGGUCCACUUGCGGCUUGGGUUGAUGUUCAAAGUGAACAAUGAUCCAGAAUCGGCAUUGAAGCACCUCAAGCUCUCGUACGUGGACGCGUCGCCCAGCACGUUCUGCAAGCUAGAGAUUCAAUUUCAUAUUGCUCAUCUAUACGAAGUGCAGAAGAAGCACAAGCUUGCUAAAGAACUCUAUGAGCAACUGCUCAAAGAGAAGGAUCUUCCACUUCACUUGAAAGCUGAUAUCUACAGGCAGCUAGGAUGGAUGUACCACAAUGUUGAGGCAUUUGGAAGUAAAACUGAGCGUAUGACAUUAGCCAUUCGCUGUCUAGAAAAGUCACUGGAAGCUGACAGGAAUUCUGGACAAACCCUGUACCUCUUAGGAAGGUGUUAUGCUUCUAUAGGUAAAGCAGAUCAUGCCUUUGAUGCUUACCGAAACGUUGUUGAAAAGACUACUCCAACUGCCGAUGUUUGGUGCUCUAUUGGAGUUCUAUACCAACAACAGAAGCAGUACGUAGAUGCUCUACAAGCCUACGUUUGUGCAGUUCAGCUUGACAAGUGUCACUCUGCAUCUUGGAUAAAUUUAGGUAUCUUGUAUGAAAGUUGUAGCCAGCUAAAGGACGCUUUGGCCUGCUACAUUCAUUCAGUUAGAGCAAGUAAGGAUAAAGCUGCCGGUGUUGGUAGUGGUACUACGUCAUCUGAAUCAGGUCCAUUAAAACCUUGGCACAUAAGUGCUAGACCACAAAAUACUGACUCUGCCAAUUCUGACAUCAGCCAGCGCAUUGCUUUCCUCCAGACACAAUUGGCAAAAACUCCAAUGCCUAGCAUUACCAGCAAGGCGGAGUUGCCAACUAUUGAGGAGGCGUGGAAUACUCCUGUUGUAAGUGACUGGAAUUCUAAACACCAACCUCAGCAAAAGCGUCAUCCAGGUAUGGCUCAGCAAGGCGGACCCAAACCAAAUCACUAUGUGAAUGGUGUGAAUGGAGGGGCAGUCCCACCGCCUCCAUACCCAGGGGCUGUUCCUGGGGCUGGCCCGAAUGCCAAGCGGUUUAAGCCCAAUGGUGAGGUGGACAAUGGCAUGGUUGGUGCUGCUGGCAUGGGUCACGCCCGGCCUCCGCAGGCACAGCCUCAGCAACCUCCCCCAUACUAUCUCAAUCAGCAGCAGCUCCAGCUACUGCAAUACUACCAAUCUCAUGUUGAAUCUCUCAAUCCUCAACAAAGGCAACAAAUGCAGCAAUUCCAGCACCAUUACCGACUGAUGCAGCAACAUCAGCAGCAGUUGCGAAUGCAGCAGCAACAGCAACAGCAACUACAUGCUGGUGUUUCUCCUGUCCAGCAACCAGGACAAGUUGCUAGGCCUCCUCAGCAAUCCUUACAACAACCAUCUGUGAAGAGUUGUCCACCACAAGCGACCGGAGUUGCUCCUCAGUCUGGAUUCACUGAACCAGGUUCAAAUUUUGCUGCCACUCCAAAUAGUCAGGCAGGCAUGCCAUAUCAGCAAUAUCAACAGCAACAGACUCAACAAACUCAGCAACAGCUAUCAGGUUUCAAUCAGAACCAGUAUGCUGUUCAAAACAAGCAGCCUUCACAAACUAGUGCUGGGAAUUACAAUGAUUUCUCUGACCAAGAAUUGCAAUCAUUAUUUUCCCACAAAGACAUUACUGCGUCGCUAGCGGAAGAUCUGUUGAAACAGUUUGGUUCUGGCAGUGAGGAAGAAGAAAAUAUUGACACAUCAGCUGGCUCACAAACUUUAAGCUCUGGCCCAUUUUCACCCACCAACUUACUCAGUAAUGAUGCCAGGACCAGCAACUCUACUUCAGUAACUGUAAAAGAAGAAAAGCCUGACUCAUGUAGCAAGAGUAAUAUAGCAAGCAUUGCAGCUGCAGCCUCUGCUAGUUUGAGACAAGCCAAACCUGUAGGCAAGAUAUCGAAAUAUGAGAGAAAUGGCAGUCCAAGUGGAGAGGAAUACUUAGCUCACGACAUCAAAAAAGAAGCCUCAGUUUUACAGAUGGCCAACCUGAGUGCAAAGCCUGAAUUUCAGCUUACCUUUGAAAGUGAUUCAAAGACUAUCUUAGAGAGUGUGAAGGGUAGGAGUUUAGAUGGAAUAUCAGGCUGCAGUAUUUUAUCAACGAAUGCCCCCCCACCACAGCCACCUGAUCCACCACCACAGAAGCUUACUAGAGAACAGUUGAAUCCCCCUACUCCAUCUGUAUAUCUUGAAAGCAAGAAAGAUGCAUUCAGUCCACAACUUCAAGACUUCUGUCUUCGAAACCCAAUUGCUGUCAUCAGAGGACUUGCUGCUGCUUUAAAGCUAGAUCUGGGACUUUUCUCCACCAAGACUCUUGUUGAAGCCAAUCCUGACCAUGGCAUUGAAGUCAGAACUCAAAUGCAGCAAUCUCCUGAUGAAAACCGGGACCCAGUUCUUGGUCAGAGAGUGUGGUCUUGCAUUUCCCAUCGCUCUCACACUUCAAUCGCCAAAUAUGCACAAUACCAGGCAUCAUCAUUUCAGGACUCUUUAAAGGAAGAGCAAGAGAAGACAACUGGUAUUCAUUGCAGUAAUUUAUCAGACUCUGACUCAAAAGACUCAACAGGCAAUGUUGUGAGGAGAAAACUGAAGAAUGGGGUACAUCCUCAUGGAAAAGUUGCUCCCAAUGGCUGUAAAAUGAUUAAAUUUGGUACAAAUGUAGACCUGUCAGAUGACCGAAAAUGGAAAGCCCAAUUACAAGAACUUAAUAAGUUGCCAGCAUUUGCUAGAGUGGUAUCAGCUGGUAAUAUGUUAUCACAUGUUGGCCAUGUCAUUCUUGGCAUGAACACUGUACAACUGUAUAUGAAGGUACCCGGAAGUCGAACGCCAGGUCAUCAAGAGAAUAAUAACUUCUGCUCUAUCAACAUAAAUAUUGGUCCUGGAGAUUGUGAGUGGUUUGCUGUACCUGACGCAUACUGGGGAGCCUUAAACAACCUUUGUGAAAAGAAUAAUAUGAACUACUUGCACGGUUCAUGGUGGCCAUUAUUAGAAGAUCUAUUUGAAGCAAAUGUUCCUGUCUAUCGUUUCCACCAGAGACCUGGAGACUUAGUUUGGGUUAAUUCAGGUUGUGUUCAUUGGGUACAAGCUGUUGGAUGGUGCAACAACAUUGCUUGGAAUGUCGGUCCUCUGACUGCAAGACAAUACCAGCUAGCGAUAGAACGUUAUGAAUGGAAUAAGCUUCAAAGCUACAAAAGUAUUGUUCCUAUGGUUCAUUUAUCAUGGAACCUUGCUAGAAAUAUAAGAAUUGUUGAUCCCAAAUUAUUUGAAUUAGUAAAGAACUGUUUAAUGCGCACUCUUCAUCAUUGUGCCCUAAUUCUUGAAUUUGUGAAAUCCAAGGGAAUUGAAGUGCGGUUUCAUGGUAGAAGAAAGGAUGAAGCUUCUCACUACUGUGGUCAGUGUGAGGUCGAAGUCUUUAAUAUACUCUUUAUCAGAGAACAAGAAAAGCGGCAUGUUGUACACUGUAUGGAUUGUGCUCGCAAGCAGUCACCAUCUCUUGAAGGAUUUGUCUGCCUUGAAGAAUAUAGCAUGUCAGAUCUGUGUAGUGUCUAUGACCAAUUUAAGUUUUCAUCAGUGCCUCAUCCACAACCUUUAACAAGCACUUGAUGUCCAGUUGGCGCAGAAGGAAUGCCUCUGUCCCCACCCCUAUCUGCGCCAUUCUCUUCACCUGAUCCAUUUUCUUGGCCUGAUCCACCAACCCCUCUGUUCUGAAGUCAAAGAAAUUGGUGAACACGCUGUAAUCACUAAACUCAUCACUGCCUGGAGGGGAGGUGUCUUCUAUAUUUAUUGGGUGUUUAAUUUAUAUUUGUAUAUAGAGAGAUUUAUUUGGACAAUGUUAUGUAAUUACUUAUAUUGGACAUGUUACUGCUUGUUGAAGGCUUCUCCUCAUGGCAGAAAAAUCUGUGAGAUGGAGUUUUUAUCACUUCGACCCUGCUGGCAGGUGUAUGCUGUAACCACAUCAGCACAUUUGGCUUAUUCUUUGUGGUAUGAGAGUGUGUGGAAAAUAAGCACCUACCGUGAGCCCACCAAUACUGUUGUCUUUGUGAUCUUUUCACAUGAAGAUAGAAUUUGGAAAAUUUAUUAAUUAAUUGUGAUCUCAUUCCAAGUUAAUUCUAUGUGUCAAUGUGGUGUUGUUGCUGGAGGUCUUGUUAUUCUUGUUACCAGUCCAUUCUCUGAAAUUUAUAUUGCUUUGUGCACAUACAUUUUAUACAGCCUUGUAUGUAUGUGAUUUAAUUAUUUCCAAGAUAUGUAAAUAUGACAUAUAUGAAGAUUUUGUACAUAUACCUAUUGUAUAUAUUAAUUUGAUAUAGUCUGUUUUUAAAUUACUGAAAGAUGUUUUAAAUUUAUGCACUUAAUCAUAACAGUGCGAAAAUCAGAAGAUACUACCCAUACUGUGUUGAAUUUAAAAGUAAGGACACUUUACUUCAAACGUUCUGUUUGAAUUCUUACUAAAAGUGUGUAUUUUUACUCUGUCAGCAACAGGAAACUCGCUGAGAAAUAGCCUGAAAAGUAUGUUUUGACUUGUAGAGAGUCUCCUAACUUGAAUAGCUCCCAUUGAUUUUAGUCAAGUCUGAUAUUAAUACUGUCUUGGUGAAUGAAACAGUGUUAAACAAGAUGUGUAUGCAUCAGCCCCUUUUUCCUUAUUGGCUAUACAAUGUUUAAAAGAUACAUGUGAUAAUCUCACACAAGUAGUCUGUUAAUAAUUGUACAGUUUCCACUCGCCAGGCUGAUGCUUUGAAGCUAACAGCGUUCUUUGUGUGCUUUUACCUCACAAUUUGUUUUAUUUUUAUUGAAUUUUUGCCUGAUAAAAGGUGAACAUUGGUGGUGUAUUCAGGGCCUCAGUCCGGCGCGUGCAAGUUGCAAUGUGUAUGUGUAUGAUCCAAACAUAACGUUUAUUCAUGCAAUAUUUAAAUUAUGUGAUUAUGUGAUAAGACUGAACCAAUCUUGUCUUUAUUGCUUAACUACACUGCCAUGGAUGACAAAGGAUCACCCUCUAUGCAAUUUAUAUUACAUCCUUUUGUAAUUGAAUCAUAUUGUAUUGUUUUCUUAUCAAUAUUCACCUUCCUCUUUUCCCAUUAUGCCUUCUGUAUAGUUUUUCUUUGUUUUGUGUAGUCCUCCUCUUGUUAUUGUUGUUAAUGCAAUGAAUUGCAUUUGUGAAACUAGGCAUGUCCCUGUAAAAUAAGCUCCUGUACUUCAGAUUCAGUGCCCCACUUUUUCUGCGCCAUGUUAAAUAUUCAGAGAUUAGCUAUUCAGUUUAGUUAGUGAGGCUUGGUUGUCCUCAUGAUUAUUUAUAGUGUAUAACACUAAUGUCAAUUGUAUUCUUUUUGAAAGAAAAGCCUAAUUGAAUGUGUUCAGUUUGUUGAAGGACCAUCCGUUUUAUAAAAUGACUUCAUAGUUUUCAAAUAUUUCACAAUUCUGACUCUUCUGUUGUCACAAGUUUUCCUAAAUAUAUGAAUAUUUUUCUUUUGUUUUCUCAAAUUGUAGAAUUUUUUAAAAGAUCAAACCCAUUUCUCCACAUGCAGGGUUAAUGCCUGGGAUAUUGCUGUUUGUACCAUGACUUUUCGGUUGUAAAAUUCAUAUUUUACCAACUUGAGGAGGAGUGCACAAGGUCAUUCUGUUCAGCUCAAGCCAUAAAUGUGUUCAUUUUUAACAUGUACCUGCUUUAAGAAUGGUUAAGCUGGAUUUUAUGUAAGAUUAUGAAUGCAGUGAACUCUCUCUCCAAUUCCAAGUCAUAAAUAGUCUCUACAUAUUUUGUAUUUUGGUUUGGAACCACAUAGUGUAUCUCAAGAUAGAUUUGUUCAGUGACUAUUCUUUGCACUACCUCAAACUUCUAAAUUUUCUUUUAAAAAUGUAUGUUAAAAUUUUUCAGUCGGUACUUCUUAAAUGUAAGCCAUUGUACACACUUGCUGUUCACUAACUGUGGAUGUUUCCUUGCAUAGAAAUCGGAGCUCACUUUUUCCUCUAAGUCCAUAUUCACCUUAUUUUUUAAAUAUUUUUUUGUGGACAGAAUGAAGAAUGAGUCUCCGGAGGCAGAGAGCCGUUUUUCAAUGUUUUAUCUGGUCUUUGUUGAAAACUAAUUGGCUCUAAUCAGAAAAGCAAUUGACAAAUAGAUUCAGACUUCUGAUCUAAUCCGGCAUUAGUUUCAUUUUUUUACCUGCUGUCAGGUCUUGUGAGCAAGUUGAAGGCAUUAAAAUUUAGUUACCCUAUAUCUUUUUCUUGGUUGCCCUCAGUUUAGGUUAACCUACGGUAUAUGUCCAUUAUUGGAAAUACCUGUCAAUGCAUUGUAGUUGUGCCCUAGAUUAGGAGCUGAACAAAUGUCAACCAAAUUAUUUUAGAUUUCUAAAAAAUCAGUGGAAGUGAACAAACAAUUAAAUGAAUGGCUUGUGAUAUACUGUAAGUAAGAAUUGAUUUUUCCUAGCACAAUUUCUAUUUGAAAAGUCUACUGCAUCUACUUAGUGUGGGGUUUUACGAAGACUUAGUUUAUUGGGUAUCAAUGGGUUUGGCUUUUGGCUGUAUCAACUUCUAAUCUUGGGUAGCCUCUACUUCACUGUAUUUUUCCUUAAAUGUUAGCUGAAGAGAAAAUAUAUACACAAGAAGUAA
Messenger RNA from Frankliniella occidentalis (western flower thrips), 7970 nucleotides. It is a transcript of the gene Utx, whose product is annotated as histone demethylase UTY. Gene Ontology annotation, molecular function: histone H3K27me2/H3K27me3 demethylase activity; chromatin DNA binding; RNA polymerase II cis-regulatory region sequence-specific DNA binding. Lineage: Eukaryota; Metazoa; Arthropoda; Insecta; Thysanoptera; Thripidae. The record is from RefSeq and is a predicted model, not a curated record. The coding region runs from base 258 to 4976 and encodes 1572 amino acids. Gene Ontology annotation, cellular component: MLL3/4 complex. The transcript has 22 exons. Gene Ontology annotation, biological process: regulation of gene expression.